ACUAAUGUUUUACCGAAGCUGUUAAACACCGGCUACAUAAAAGCUGGCCAGCACAAAAGUGCAGAACUUUGGGAAGUUUACUUAAGAGGACGAGUGAACACAAGCGUUUGUUAGCUACGUUAGCUAGCUGAGAGAGCAAAGAAAUGCAGUCUGUGGUAAAACAAAACUUCCACGCGGAGACCGAAGGAGACGUCAAUAAACUCAUCAACCUGAAGCUCAAUGCAUCUUACACCUACCUUGCUCUGGGGAUGUAUUUUGACAGGGAUGACGUUGCCUUGCCAAAAUUCUCCAGUUUUUUCCUGGAGCGCUCAAUGAAAGAGAGGGAACAGGCUGAGAAACUGCUCGAAUAUCAGAACAUGAGAGGAGGACGAAUUUUGCUUCAGACAAUUGCCAAACCAAGCAGAGAGGAUUGGAGAGGUGGUCUGGAUGCAAUGUCCUUUUCCCUGGAUUAUCAGAAGUCCCUGAACACAUGUAUCCUUGAGGUGCACCGCAGAGCUGGCAUCCACACAGACCCUCAUCUGUGCGACUUCCUCGAGCAGCACUUUCUGAUCGACAGCCAUGACACCAUCAAGAAGCUGGGCGAUUACGUUGGCAGUCUGACCCGCAUCACUGCGUCUGAGACACACGGCCCUAUGGGAGAAUACCUCUUUGAUAAACAUACUCUGUAAAGGUCACAGCAGUACAGCGAUACAAGCUCCACAUUUCAAAAGAUACGUGGAGUCAAGAGGGCAACAGUCCCUCACGCUGUGCAUACCUUUCCGUUAAGAAAAUUGCAAAAUAUUGUCACAAACUUCAUUCCUGUACCAAUGGUAAAGAGAAGUUCUAAGCAAAAUAACAGAAAAUACCUCAAUUUUUCUUGAAAACCACAGUGGAAAAAUAGUCUCACGAAUAUGGUGCUAAAAACUACCAAUUUCCUAAGCUGUUAAAACAAGUCACUUUUUCAUUUCAGUUGUAUCAUGUCAUGCAUUCCAGUGUGUCAGAGGUUUUAACCCUCACAAAUAUUUUAAUACAUACUAUUUUGAGUCAAACGAAAUUAUUUAAACAGUUUAAGAUUUGGAAUAUCAUGAAAUGCUGAAUAAAGUCAGAUUAUGGUGA
Chelmon rostratus (copperband butterflyfish) is the source of this 1095-nucleotide messenger RNA. RefSeq lists its product as uncharacterized. Gene Ontology annotation, cellular component: cytoplasm. Gene Ontology annotation, biological process: intracellular iron ion homeostasis; iron ion transport. Bases 144 to 668 code for a protein of 174 amino acids. The transcript is spliced from 5 exons. Gene Ontology annotation, molecular function: ferric iron binding; ferrous iron binding. The record is from RefSeq and is a predicted model, not a curated record. Lineage: Eukaryota; Metazoa; Chordata; Actinopteri; Chaetodontiformes; Chaetodontidae.